This is a messenger RNA of Budorcas taxicolor (takin), 1667 nucleotides long. It is a transcript of the gene ABHD18, whose product is annotated as abhydrolase domain containing 18. NCBI's taxonomy places the organism in Eukaryota, Metazoa, Chordata, Mammalia, Artiodactyla, Bovidae. The coding region runs from base 124 to 1518 and encodes 464 amino acids. The record is from RefSeq and is a predicted model, not a curated record. The transcript has 13 exons.
ACUGCUUUUGGAGCUCAGGAGGACGGCGAGUCCCAGGAGCCUAGGGAGCCGUGGCGCUGGGAGUUUCGGCCAGCUGGACAGCAGGCGUCCGCCAAGCGGCCACUGAAUGUUUGUUUGCUACUGAUGGGUGUGAGCAAGUUAGAUAUUCUAUACCGGAGACUACUCCUUACAAAACUUUUUAUCAGAGGAUGGGGAAGGCCAGAGGAUCUCAAAAGACUCUUUGAAUUCAGGAAGAUUAUUGGAAAUCGAGAAAGAUGUCAGAAUCUGGUUUCAAGUGAUUAUCCAGUGUACAUCGAUAAGAUUGAAGAGCAAUCAGAUUGUAAGAUCCUAGAUGGACACUUUGUUUCCCCCAUGGCCCAUUAUGUGCCUGAUAUCAUGCCAAUUGAAUCUGUUAUUGCUAGGUUCCAAUUUAUUGUGCCUAAAGAGUGGAACAGCAAAUACAGACCUGUAUGCAUUCAUCUUGCUGGAACAGGAGAUCAUCAUUACUGGAGACGACGAACACUAAUGGCUCGUCCUAUGAUUAAAGAAGCCCGAAUGGCCUCUUUGCUGUUAGAAAACCCUUAUUAUGGCUGCAGGAAACCCAAGGACCAAAUAAGGUCCAGCUUAAAAAACGUGUCCGACCUUUUUGUGAUGGGAGGAGCUCUUGUUUUAGAAUCUGCAGCUCUCUUGCACUGGCUAGAGAGGGAGGGUUAUGGACCUCUAGGAAUGACCGGAAUAUCCAUGGGAGGACACAUGGCUUCCUUAGCAGUAUCCAACUGGCCUAAGCCCAUGCCAUUGAUUCCAUGUCUGUCUUGGUCCACAGCAUCUGGGGUCUUCACUACGGGCGUGCUAAGUAAAUCAAUUAAUUGGAGGGAACUAGAAAAGCAGUAUUAUACACAGACAGUUUAUGAAGAAGAAAUUAUUCACAUGCUUGAAUACUGUGGAACAGAUUCUUUCAAAAUGGGACAAGAGUUCGUGAAACGCUUCCCUAGCAGUGCAGACAAGCUAACUAACCUUAAUCUGGUUUCUAGAACUUUAAAUUUAGAUAUGACGGACCAAGCUGUGUCCCCAAAACCUGUUGAAUGCCAUAAAUCUAGUAGAACAUCUAUCAGUGCCACAUCAGAAGGACUCUUGUUACAAGAUACCUCAAAGAUGGACUGCUUCAAUCAAACACUUUCAACCAACAAAAGUAGUUACACAAGUUGUCGUCCUCAGUCAUGCCACCUACUCAGUAAAGAACAAAGAAGAAACAAUCUUCAGAAAGAAUCUUUAAUAUUUAUGAAAGGAGUUAUGGAUGAAUGUACUCAUGUAGCAAAUUUCUCAGUUCCAGUUGACCCAAGCCUCAUCAUAGUGGUUCAAGCCAAAGAAGAUGCCUAUAUUCCACGAACAGGAGUUCGAAGUCUACAAGAAAUUUGGCCUGGUUGUGAAAUCCGAUAUCUAGAAGGGGGUCAUAUUAGUGCUUAUCUUUUUAAACAAGGACUCUUCAGGCGAGCCAUCUAUGAUGCAUUUGAACGCUUUCUCCAUAAAUACGCUAACUAAUGGGAUCACUCUAUGUAGCCAGUGGAGCCAUCAUGUUUCUCACAAAAGGAGCUUCAUCGUUUGAUGAUGUGAAGAACAAGCAGACAGCACUAUAUACUCUACCUGCUGUCAAUUGAGCCUGGAAUUCAGUAUUACAAAUCAGUCAACUG